Dalotia coriaria is the source of this 2708-nucleotide messenger RNA. Its product is annotated as NADP-dependent malic enzyme-like. Bases 138 to 2027 code for a protein of 629 amino acids. The record is from RefSeq and is a predicted model, not a curated record. Gene Ontology annotation, biological process: pyruvate metabolic process; malate metabolic process. NCBI's taxonomy places the organism in Eukaryota, Metazoa, Arthropoda, Insecta, Coleoptera, Staphylinidae. Gene Ontology annotation, molecular function: malate dehydrogenase (decarboxylating) (NADP+) activity; NAD binding. The transcript is spliced from 5 exons. Gene Ontology annotation, cellular component: mitochondrion.
CAUUGGCUUGAAGUUUGCCGAUUGCACCGCAUGUUUGCGUACAUCGUGUAGUAGUCUUGCAAGUUCGCCGAAGGUGGCAACACACAAACGAAUGCACUGCAUUAUCACCCGCGAUCCUAAUACACACGGAAGAUAACAUGGGGAAUACGGCGAGUGUCGCGAAGGAAUACUGUACUAGUAAAACGAGAAAAAACACGGCCGACAAGCCCGUCGUCGCCAGUCAACAGGACGUAAACGUCAAGCCGCUCUCGGCGCAUUCAAUUUCUCACCGCGACGGAAAAUCCACGGCUGAUAACAUGGACUGCGGACGAAUUGGAGUGGACAGGAUCGGUCAGUGGGCCAAUGGGGAUUCUGGAUCACCAGCCACAAUUACCGGGAUCGAUCAUCUCAAACGCGGCAGUUUGAACAAGGGCAUGGCCUUCACGCUGGAGGAGCGUCAAGCGUUAGGCAUUCACGGUUUGCUGCCACCGAGAGUGAAAACUCAAGACGAGCAGCUUGUACAUGCCAAGUGCUGCUUGGAUCGUCUGGAUGACAACCUCAACAAGUACAUUUAUUUAAUGGGUCUUCUGGACCGUAAUGAAAAAUUGUUCUUCCGCCUUGUCAUGGAGAACGUUGCCGAAAUGAUGCCCUUAGUUUACACACCUGUCGUGGGUCUGGCAUGUCAGAGAUUUGGUUUAGUAUUCCGCAGACCACGUGGUCUAUUCAUCACAAUUCACGAUAAAGGUCAUAUUUAUGAGAUUCUUAAAAAUUGGCCUGAAUCUGAUGUGAGGGCUAUUGUUGUUACUGAUGGAGAGCGUAUUUUGGGUUUGGGUGACUUGGGCGCUAAUGGUAUGGGUAUUCCAGUUGGAAAACUAGCUCUAUACACAGCGCUAGCAAGCAUCAAGCCACAUCAAUGCCUGCCUAUCACACUGGACACCGGUACCAAUACGAAGGAGAUGUUGGAGGAUCCUUUAUACGUUGGAUUACGGCAAAAUCGUGUACGCGGCGCGGAGUAUGAUGAAUUUAUUGAGGAAUUCAUGAAUGCCGUGGUUGCCCGUUUUGGACGAAGCACACUCAUUCAGUUUGAAGACUUUGGCAACUCUAACGCCUUCAGACUGUUGGAGAAAUACAGACAUGAUUAUUGUGUAUUUAAUGAUGACAUUCAGGGUACUGCCAGUGUUGCUGUAGCUGGUCUACUUGCAUCUCUCCGAGUAACAAAUACCCGCCUUUCGGACAACAUCAUCUUGUUCCAGGGCGCUGGUGAAGCCUCUCUAGGUAUAGCCCAGCUAUGUGUUAUGGCUAUGAAAGCCGAAGGUACCUCUGAAGCGGAAGCUAGGGGUAAAAUUUGGUUAGUGGACUCGAAGGGCUUAAUUGUGAAAGACCGUCCAUCGGGUGGUAUUUCGGAACAUAAAGCGCCGUUUGCCCAUGAGCACGCGCCUAUUGCAGACCUGACUGAGGUUGUUAAAGUAAUCAAACCAACAAUGUUGAUUGGUGCUUCCGCUAUUGGUGGUGCGUUUACACCAGAAAUUUUGCAACAAAUGGCCAAGAAUGCCGCAAGACCCAUUAUUUUUGCUUUGAGUAAUCCAACAAGUAAGGCUGAGUGUACUGCAGAACAGGCAUAUUCAAAUACUAAUGGUACCGCUGUUUUUGCGAGUGGUUCUCCUUUCGCUCCAGUUGAAUUCAACGGACAAACAUUCCACCCAGGACAGGGUAACAACUCAUACAUUUUCCCUGGUAUUGGUUUGGUGGCUGUCACCGUUGGAAUGAAACACAUGCCAGAGGAGGUGUUCUUAAUGGCUGCAGAAACUCUGGCUGGUAUGGUGCAGGAAUCUGAUCUUGAAGUAGGCCGUCUUUAUCCACCACUCGAAGCAAUUCAGGAAUGUUCCAUAACAAUAGCCAUCAAACUCGCUGAGUUUGCGUAUGAACAAGGUCUAGCAAUAGUAGAGCCCAAACCAGCUGAUAUUGCGAAGUUCAUCAAGGAUCAGAUGUACGACCCAACGUACGUAUCGGCAUUGCCGACAAUCUACUCUUAUCCAUCAAGUUUGUAAUAAACUUUAGGCCUCUAGCGUAAUAUUUAUUUUCUAUUUUAUGUUAGGCAAUUUUAAAUCAAGUGCGAGUCCGCAGAGUAGUAUUUCUGUGGAUGAAGGGAUGAUGGCAACCUAUGAGAUGUUGUCGUUUGAAGACCAAAAUGUGGAGUCAGAGACAAAACCUUCGUGCAAAUUGACAUAACGAGCCAGACCAACGGUAUAUAGUUUAAGACGUUUACAAAAUUUUAUAUUAUGAUACGGCAAUGAGCAUGUUUCUAACUGCGGGAUUUAAUUUGGCUUAAAACAUAAAAUUGACAUCCAAGUGAAGAUUGCAUGAUUACUCAUCGAAUAAUAAUCGGCAAGCAUGCCACAGACCAAUUCAUCCUGACUCUCAUUUUGGGCUUCAAAUAUUUUAUAAGAAAUAAAUUAUAUAUGUUUUUUAAAACAGGCAAUUUUAUCUUAGCAAACAAACACAUCGACGAAUGCAAUGAUAAAGAAUGAAUGAAUGCAUGGAUUAUGAUAAUAUCGUCGAGAUUAAUGAAGCGAUUUAUGUCUUGUUUACAUAAGUAUGAAUCUGAAAGGGUGUUGAUAUUAUUGGACACAUGAAACACUUAAUAAUUAGAUUUAAUUGAAAUUGUUAAUUGUAUGUUAGUUAUUUUCUAAAUGUGUAAUAUAAUAAAGGAACGAGGGCAGUAUUCUAAA